GCCAGGGCCGGGAUCUUGUUCUCUAGAGCUGGAUCGCAAUCGAUUACAGCCAAAUCUCGCACAAAGCGACUGAAUUACCAUUUCGCUUUGAUUUCAUCGUUCACUCAUGUAUAUGUAUGUAUCUCUCCAGAUUUAUUCUUCGCCUGCUCCAAGCCGCUCCAGCAUCUCCCGGGUCUCUCUCGCGAUGUGGGAUGCCGUGGUGCGUGCGCCGUUGCUCCUGCCGUUACUCCUGAUGUUCAGCGGCCAGAGCGAGCCCAGCCCGAGGCACGCCGAGACCCUCCCACCGACCGUGCAGAAGCUCAUGAAGGGCUACAACCGCUACCUGAGGCCCUCGUUCGAAGAGGGAUCCGUGGUGGUCGGCAUGAGUCUGGACAUCGCCAGCAUCGACAGCAUCUCGGAAAUCAACAUGGACUACACGGCCACCAUCUUCCUGCGCCAGCGCUGGGUAGACGAGCGGCUCUGCUUCGACGCCAACAAGAGCCUGAGCCUGGACGGGCGGCUCGUGGAGCUGCUCUGGGUGCCCGACACGUUCAUCGUGGACUCGAAGCGCUCCUUCCUGCACGCCGUGACCGUGGAGAACCGCCUCAUCCGCAUCUUCCCCAACGGCACCGUGCUGUACGCGCUCAGAAUAACCGCGACGGUGGCGUGCAACAUGGACCUCACCAAGUACCCGAUGGACAAGCAGUCGUGCACCCUGCAGCUGGAGAGCUGGGGCUACAACACGGACGACAUGGUCUUCUACUGGACGCGGGGAAACGACUCCGUGCGGGGUCUGGAGAACCUCCGCCUGGCCCAGUACACGGUGGAGGAGCAGUUCACAUCCGUGUCGGAGGCCGUGUACGAGACAGGGCGCUACCCGAAGCUCGUCUUCCACUUCGUGCUGCGGAGGAACAUCCUCUACUUCAUCCUGGAGACCUACGUGCCCUCCAUCCUCCUCGUCGUCCUCUCCUGGGUCUCCUUCUGGAUCAGCCAGUCCUCCGUGCCAGCUCGCAUCUGCAUCGGCGUCACUACAGUGCUCACCAUGACCACGCUGAUGAUGGGUGCCCGCGCGUCGCUGCCCAACGCCAACUGCUUCAUCAAGGCCAUCGACGUCUACCUGGGCAUCUGCUUCAGCUUCAUCUUCGGAGCGCUGCUCGAGUACGCGGUGGCUCACUUCUGCACGCUGCACCACCACGACGCGGCGACGCCGGACGACCUCUCCCACGACGACGGCCGCGACAGGAACGGCAGCGUCUCCUCCGUCUCGCGCGCGGACGCCGACGCAGAGCGACCAGCACGCCGUUCCGCCUCCUCCAGAUCCGCGUCCGCCCGGGACGCGCCCCCACUGCCGACGGACGGGAGCCGACCGCCCCCCGGGGUGGUCUCGGUGCCCCCGCAGGCUGCGUGGCCCACGACCCGCGCUGCAAGUCGCCGAGCCGGCGGUUUCUGCACCGUCCGGAACCCUCACCACAUCGACAACUACUCCAGGAAGGCCUUCCCCCUCCUGUUUGUACUCGUGAACCUCCUCUACUGGUGCUACUACUUGUUCCUCUGAUUUCUCGUCUUCCUCGUGGAGGGAAGGGGCCUUCCCUCCGGCGUGGCCGAAUUUCGCACACGGGGCCAGUCGCGAGCGGCCGGCCCGCACCACCGCCCGGGGACGCGGGACGCUUUAUUUCGGAGAGCAGAAAGAGGUCGCGGGCGGUGUGAGCAUCAGAAGCGAAUACAAAAUACGGUGAAAAGCACAUUCAUUCACAGACACACACACAUCGCGGUGGUUAGGGAGGGAGGGGAGCGAGCAGCUUCGGGGUAGAACAUUCUAACCUAGCGUUAGCCCUACUACGCCUGACUCUCAGUAACUCGC
Molecule: messenger RNA, 1840 nt
Organism: Lethenteron reissneri (Far Eastern brook lamprey)
Lineage: Eukaryota; Metazoa; Chordata; Hyperoartia; Petromyzontiformes; Petromyzontidae
Product: gamma-aminobutyric acid receptor subunit pi-like
Biological process (GO): monoatomic ion transmembrane transport
Cellular component (GO): membrane
Molecular function (GO): transmembrane signaling receptor activity; extracellular ligand-gated monoatomic ion channel activity
Source: RefSeq, a predicted model, not a curated record